AUGGAAGGACAGCCUGUGGUUACCACCAAGCAAGCUGAAGAGGUAAUUAAUGGGUGUACUACCCAAGUGGUCUGCUCUGCCUUCACAGAUCAUAUUCUGGUUGUGGUGACACAGUACGGGAAGUUGGGCACACUGGUCUAUGUGACUCCUAACUCAGUAACUGGAGACUUGGGCAAUCCCACCCUUACCACCAAAGUCCUUCUAGGAUGUGAUGAGCCUCUCGUUCAUGUCUGCGCCAAGAAUUUGGUUAGCUUUGUAUCUCAAGAAUCGAAGAACAAGCCAGUACUUCUAGGCAUUGCACUAAAGGACCAAAGUCCGGAUUGUAUGACUGCACUGAAAGCCCUGAUAAAGAGCUGUCAGGUUUGGUGA
Messenger RNA from Staurois parvus, 369 nucleotides. Lineage: Eukaryota; Metazoa; Chordata; Amphibia; Anura; Ranidae. The record is from the annotation of a GenBank genome assembly.